AUGAAGGAAGGUGCCAAGUUUCAUACUGUGAAAUCGAUUGAUCGAGUAAUAUCUGCUGAAAUACCAGACAAGGAUGAUGAUCCUCACUUAUACGAUGUUGUGAAGGAUAUGAUGAUUCACGGCCCAUGUGGAGCAAUAAACAAAAACUCACCUUGCAUGGUUGAUGGUAAGUGUUCAAAAAGAUUUCCGAAGCCAACAUGCGAACACACAUCUAUCGAUGACCAAGGAUAUCUGCAUUACAGAAGAAGGAAUACCGGUGCUUUUGUUGAGAAGAAAGGAUUCAAGUGUGACAAUGGAUUUGUUGUGCCGUACAACGAAGGUUUAUCAAAGAAGUAUAGGGCUCAUAUCAACGUUGAAUGGUGUAACCAAUCGAGAUGUAUAAAAUACUUAUUCAAGUAUAUCAACAAGGGUCAAGAUCGUGUUCUGGCAACCAUUCAGAAGAAGAACAAGCCAAACAGAGACGCCGUUGCUGGAAAUAAUGAUGGAGGAAGCUUAGAGAAGCAAGAUGAUGAGAUUAAAGCGUUUUUUGAUUGCAGAUACGUUUCCGCUUGCGAAGCUGCUUGGCGUAUAUUAGCAUAUCCAAUACACUACCGAAGUCUUCCGGUUGAAAAGCUUAAUUUCCAUCUCGAGGGCGAGCAGAAUGUGACGUAUGAAGACGACGACGAUGUGGAAGCAAUUCUAAACCGUCCCUCUGCCAAGAUGUCGAUGUUUUUGCUUUCUUCGAGGCAUGUAAAAAGUAUCCCCAGGCGAAAGAUCUAA
Messenger RNA from Microthlaspi erraticum, 759 nucleotides. Lineage: Eukaryota; Viridiplantae; Streptophyta; Magnoliopsida; Brassicales; Brassicaceae. The record is from the annotation of a GenBank genome assembly.